CCUUCUCUCCGUCGACCAUGUUAGGCCGCGACGAGGCCCAGAGGCUCCCCAUUGUAAUACCUCAAGAUGCUAUCGAGGAGGCUCCCGACGAUUUCGUAUGGUAUGAAGGACCUCAAGGCGGUGGAUUCAUCGUCCCGCAACAGUUUAGAAAGUAUUCAAAUCGACCCGUGAAUGAAACACCCAUGGGGUAUCUGUAUUACAUUGUCGACAAAUGCAGCGCGUAUACCAAGAAUAUUUACAACGCCUUUUUUGCCGCCAUCGACGUUUAUUUUGAGGGUCUAAUGGAGUAUGCGAGAAACCACUAUGCGGAGUUCAUAGUACCUUUUGGAAAAAAGCAUCGGGGAAAGCGACUCCAGCAGUGCCGCGAUAAUUGAUGCAAUGGACGACAACAGAC
Molecule: messenger RNA, 394 nt
Organism: Desarmillaria tabescens
Lineage: Eukaryota; Fungi; Basidiomycota; Agaricomycetes; Agaricales; Physalacriaceae
Exons: 2
Source: RefSeq, a predicted model, not a curated record